This is a messenger RNA of Heterobilharzia americana, 1206 nucleotides long. Lineage: Eukaryota; Metazoa; Platyhelminthes; Trematoda; Strigeidida; Schistosomatidae. The record is from the annotation of a GenBank genome assembly.
AGGAGUUGUAUGAUUUCCCAAAUCCAGUAUUUUAUGACAUACCCAACUGGCAAACAGAUGACAAUUUAGAUGAUAAAAUGUCAGUAUAUGGACCGGAUGCAGUAAACAGUAGAAUAUCCAUGACAAAUCCCCAAUACACAUUGACUAAAUCAAUUAAAAAUGGAGAUUUUUAUGAUGUUAACACUCCUAAUACCAUAAAUUCUAGGCUCACUAGCCAUACUAAUGAUGUAUUUGACGAUGCUAUAAUUAAUAGUCCCGAAAAAUAUCCUUCAUUGAAAAUCAUUACCAUGUCUGAUGCAAUUCAAAUAACUGAUUCUUCGUUGAAUAUACCUACCCUGUAUGAAAAUGAUAUAGAUGCAAUGAACAAUUCCAUUUUGACAAGAUUCUAGAUAUUUUCACAUAUUUAUAUUUAAUUUUUGAUAAAAUGCCGCCGAAUGGAGGAAAACUGAAUUCCGCUAUGUUUAUUAGAAUAGUACACACGAUUUGUUACCUUCAUCAGCCAUACCAGGCUGUUAGCAUUUGUAAUAUUCAAGAGUUCAAGACAAGAAAGUAUGCAUUAAAUAAUCCAUCUUAUUCCUGAAACGUAGAAGACAAGCCUAUUGAGACAAAUGACACAAAAUUACAGUGAAUACUGGGAAAACAAAUGAAAUGUUCUAUAGAUAUUACUGUGUGAUUGCAAACUGAGACACUAUAAGGUCAUAUCCUUCAGAAGAGAUGAUCAGACAAGUUUUAUAGAAACAAGCCCAUAUCUGCAUAUACUCGAAACUGCUUAUCCACUGUAGCCUAUUUUUGCAUAAAUAUGCAUGUAAAAACGUGAUAUAUUUUACAGUAAAUUACGAGGUUGACCAACCAUGUGAUAAUGUAUGUCAGUGUUAUUUUCUUCCAAUUAUUUACUUUCCGUUUUCAUACCGCUAAAUUGUAGUUUGUUUACACUUAUUUAUUUUCUGUCUUCAGACCAAUAUCAUAUUUCCGUUAUGUUUUCUUUUAUUCAGUUUCCUGAUGAAAUGUUUUUGCUCCAUCAAUUAUUAUCGUUUCUACAUACCACAGUGUGUGUGUGUAUGUAUGUAUGUACAUAUCCUACUGUGAGACUGUCUCAUAGUUUCUUUUCAAACUGUCAAGAUUCCCGACCUACCCUCCUACCUACAGCCUUGACAAUUAUCCUCAAUGUCUGUGAUCAAUUAGUUAGUUUUAUACAGAAACUUGAUA